This is a messenger RNA of Pectinophora gossypiella (pink bollworm), 1091 nucleotides long. Its product is annotated as fatty acid-binding protein, muscle-like. Gene Ontology annotation, biological process: fatty acid transport. Gene Ontology annotation, molecular function: fatty acid binding. The record is from RefSeq and is a predicted model, not a curated record. Bases 269 to 703 code for a protein of 144 amino acids. The transcript has 5 exons. Gene Ontology annotation, cellular component: nucleus; cytosol. NCBI's taxonomy places the organism in Eukaryota, Metazoa, Arthropoda, Insecta, Lepidoptera, Gelechiidae.
UGAUAAGAUGCCAAAUCUGAAUAUAACUCGUGCUAACUAGUCGUCGCGCAGUCUAUAAUAUUAUAUUAUUCCAGUGAGAAUAUUAAAUUAAUAAAUAAGUCCAUUCUUCCAAAUUCAAACUUAAUAUUUAUAUUAGUUCCUACAACACUAGAACUAGCUUUGAUAUAUUUUUUAAAGCUGUCAAAUCUAAAUUUUAUUAUUUUUAAAUAUUAGUUUGUUUUUAAUUUCUUGUUUUGUCUUGCCUAUAUUGUAAAUAGAACUGUGUGUAAUGGAAAUAGAACAGUUUCUCGGGAAACGUUACGUUUUGGUUAGUCACGAGAACUUUGAAGACUAUUUAUUGUUUUUAGGUAAAGGCUACCUAGCGCGUAAAGCCGCUCUGGCUAUGCGUCCGGAGCAGGCCCUGGUUGCGAACGAUUGUGGGUCGUACACCUUCAGCUUAAGGUCCACAUUGGUCAACAGUGCCAUCACGUUCACACCUGGAGAGGAGUUUGUUGAGGAGAAACCUGAUGGCACCAAGGCUAAAGCAGUAAUCACAAUAGAGGGGAACAAGAUGACACACAUACAGACAGAACAAGACGGGAAGGUAUCCACGCAUGUACGAGAAUUCUUCCCGGAUCAAAUGAUAGUUACUGGCCCGAAGGCAUUGACGAGGCCUAAGAUGGAGCUCGCUCGCCCAGAAGGUGCCUGUUCACUCUGGCCUUGAAAGCACCCAGAUAACGACAGCGGAUGGUUUAAAUAAAAUAGUGAAGAGACAAUAUACUUUACUCGAAUGAAGACUUAAAAUGUGCAAAGAUACAUCUUGGAAAAUAUCGAAUAUAAUACAGGGUAUCGCUAGUUUAGGUUCCAAUAUACCUCUGUUCAAAUUUUUAAUGCUCCACUGUGAAAUUGUUAUAAUAGAUCUUUACCUAAGGAAUUUACUGGUUUGUUUAAAGUUUGAUAUCUUGAGUUCCGCUAGAAUUCCAAAUUCAAAUAAAGUUUAAAUUGAAGCCCAACUGAAAUUAGUUAUUCAUUUAUUUAUUUUUUAAGUUUCGACUAAUAUUUGUGUGAUGUAUUUGUGUUGUUGUAAUAAUAUAAUUAUAUUUAUGUUUUUU